AUGGUCUCAGGUGGUUCUCAUCAUCGGUACUCGGACGAAGUCAGGAACUUGGUCCUGGUUCAACUGGCUGCCGGCGUCAAACCGUCAGACAUCGCUGAUGCUCUGGGUGUCUCCCAACCAUUUAUCUCGCAGGUGAAAACCCGCAGUGUAAUUGAUCCAGAGAUACUGAAUCGUAACCGGCGUCCGAGGGGCCGGCCACCCAAGGUACCAGACUAUGCACUUCAAGGCGUCAAGGAAUACCUUGCAACUUACCCAGACGCCGAGCGGAAGGCUGUCCAGCACAAUCUCAAAGAACGCUUUGGUAUAGAUGUGCAUCUCACGACUAUCGGAAGACUCGUGAAGGCCUUGCAGUCAGGGAAGGACUGUCGGGCAGCUGACUCCCCGACAAUCGCGGAACAGACAUCCUCACCCGAAAAUCACAACCAGAUUGACAACACCAGCAACAGUACAGCAACCUCAGGCCCGAGCAGGAAAAGAAAGGCGAAUAACCCAGAUUAG
Cladophialophora yegresii CBS 114405 is the source of this 498-nucleotide messenger RNA. RefSeq lists its product as uncharacterized. The record is from RefSeq and is a predicted model, not a curated record. The coding region runs from base 1 to 498 and encodes 165 amino acids. Lineage: Eukaryota; Fungi; Ascomycota; Eurotiomycetes; Chaetothyriales; Herpotrichiellaceae. The transcript has a single exon.